UAAACAAAGAGGCGUGGCCUUCUCAUCCACCGUAAAUAGGAUUCUUUUCUCUUUUCUAAAGGAGCUAGAGUUUUCUUUGUAAAGUUUGAUGCGAUUAGGAUUGAUGCAGCAACUCCACUGUGCUUUACUCUACUUCCACCCGCUCUCAGCAAUUCUGCUACAAACAUCGAAAACGGUUGCUCACUUCGCCGGAGCAGGAGCAAAGCCAGCCAGCUCUUGUUGGUGAGAAGUGGAGUGUUGUACUCUGGAUCCCAUCUAUCUGUCUCUCCUUGCAACAGAGUAGCAGAGCCAAGGAACAAUCUCCUCUUACAGUUGAAGAUCCCCCCCACCUUUUCUCCCCAAAGCCAUCGAACUAUUAAUCUGCAACUCCACUCAUCCUUUUCUCUUUCUUUACGAGAUAAUGGCGUCGAAGCAAACUUAUAGGGUUUGUUUUUGUUUCCGGCGAAGGUUCAAGCAGACAGUGGCUGAAGCUCCGGAAGAGAUUAAGGCCCUUUUCAACAGGUACUCAGAAAAUGGCAUCAUGAACGCGGAUCACCUCCGUAGCUUUCUGAUCGAAAUUCAGGAAGAGAAGACGGCGAAAACGGAGGAUGCACAAGCCAUUAUCGAUAGUCUCAGAGAGCUUAAGCAUCUCAAUAUCUUCCAUAAAAAGGGUAUCCAUCUCGAAGCCUUCUUCCGCUAUCUGUUCGGCGAUACUAAUCCCCCUCUCUCGCCUUCUGUCGGGGUGCAUCAUGAUAUGAACUCUCCAUUGUCCCAUUAUUUCAUAUAUACAGGGCAUAAUUCCUAUUUAACUGGGAAUCAACUUAGCAGUGAUUGCAGUGAUGUCCCUAUAAUAAAUGCACUGCAUAGGAGUGUAAGAGUGAUUGAACUAGAUAUAUGGCCAAAUUCUACAAAAGAUAAUGUGGAUGUUCUUCAUGGAAGGACACUGACAACCCCAGUGGAACUCAUAAAAUGUUUGAGGUCUAUUAAGGAGCAUGCCUUCUCUGCAUCUUCAUAUCCUGUAGUUAUAACUCUAGAAGAUCAUCUUACUCCAGAUCUUCAGGCUAAAGUAGCUGAGAUGGUCACACAAACAUUUCAAGAUGUGUUAUUUACUCCUGAAUCAGAAUGUUUAAUGGAAUUCCCUUCACCAGAAUCAUUGAAGCAGCGAAUUGUCAUAUCGACUAAACCACCAAAAGAGUAUCUUCAGGCUAAGUUAAAGGAAAGUGAUUCACAGAAGGGGAAGGACUCAGCUGAGGAAGAAGCCUGGGGGAAAGAAGUUCCUGACCUUAAAGUUGAACUUGAAGCUGUUGAUAAGCAGAAUGGUUCAGAUGAAGCAGAGGACGAGGAAGAUGCUGAUGAUGGAGAUCGGAAGUUACAGCAGAAUACAGCACCUCAAUAUAAACAUUUAAUUGCUAUUCAUGCUGGGAAGCUGAAGGGUGGAUUAUCUGAAUGGUUAAAGGUGGAGCCAACCAGAGUCAGGCGUCUCAGUUUGAGUGAACAAGAGCUUGAGAAGGCUGUUAUAACCCAUGGAGCAGAAAUAAUCAGGUUCACACAGCAGAAUUUGCUGAGAAUAUACCCAAAGGGUAUACGCUUUGAUUCAUCAAACUACAACCCACUACUUGGGUGGAUGUAUGGAGCUCAAAUGGUUGCCCUUAAUAUGCAGGGAUAUGGAAGAUCACUCUGGUUGAUGCAUGGAAUGUUCCGAACCAAUGGAGGAUGUGGUUAUGUGAAAAAACCUGAUUUUCUAUUGAAUGCUAACAAGGCAUUUGAUCCUAAGGCAACAUUACCAGUAAAGAAAACCUUGAAGAUGAGAGUAUAUAUGGGGGAAGGAUGGAACUUUGAUUUCAAGCGCACACACUUUGAUAACUACUCCCCGCCAGACUUUUAUACUAGGGUUGGGAUUGCUGGAGUUCCGGCUGAUUCAGUAAUGAAGAAAACAAAGACAAUUGAGGAUGACUGGACACCAGUUUGGGACGAGGAGUUUGAGUUCCCAUUAACUGUUCCGGAGCUUGCUUUGCUUCGGAUUGAAGUUCACGAGUAUGACAUGUCUGAGAAGGAUGACUUUGGAGGUCAGACAUGUCUGCCCGUGUCAGAGUUGAGGACGGGGAUCAGAGCAGUCCCACUGCACAGCCGUAAGGGAGAGAAGUACAGCUCCGUAAAGCUUCUGAUGCGUUUUCAGUUUGUUUGAGUUAUUUUAAUCCUGUUAUGAUACCUCCGUUCUCUGUUUUGUAUUAUAUGAAAACGUAUCUUCUGUAGUUGGAUGUCUGUAUCAUUCAUAGUGUUGUGCAUUCCAAUAAAUUAUUGUUUCAUCAUGACGGAGGGCCAUCUUAUAUAGUUUCAGUUAUACUUGCAGAGUUGUAAUCUGAUACGUCUUGUGUGAUCUGCUUUUGUUUAUUCUUAGAACUGAGUUUUUAUUCACUUUUA
Nelumbo nucifera (sacred lotus) is the source of this 2400-nucleotide messenger RNA. RefSeq names its product phosphoinositide phospholipase C 2. Lineage: Eukaryota; Viridiplantae; Streptophyta; Magnoliopsida; Proteales; Nelumbonaceae. The record is from RefSeq and is a predicted model, not a curated record. Gene Ontology annotation, cellular component: plasma membrane. Gene Ontology annotation, molecular function: phosphatidylinositol-4,5-bisphosphate phospholipase C activity. Gene Ontology annotation, biological process: lipid metabolic process; release of sequestered calcium ion into cytosol; phosphatidylinositol-mediated signaling.